Messenger RNA from Protopolystoma xenopodis, 1256 nucleotides. Lineage: Eukaryota; Metazoa; Platyhelminthes; Monogenea; Polystomatidea; Polystomatidae. The record is from the annotation of a GenBank genome assembly.
UGGACCCAAGUCAAGACAGUGAAGCAAAUUCUUCUGUGGCUUCCGUUAAAGUUGACGCGACGGCCUGUAUUACGCGUGAUUCCCUGAAAUCCUCUGAUCGGCCACAGCCUAAUUUAGCAAAGAAUUUUCAACCUCAAACUCAUAGUGAGGAUGACUCUGUGGAAAUUAAGAAACCACAUCUCAAGGAUUCCGAUCAAGAAGUUGUUCAAAGUGUUCCCGACCUUGAUCAAGAGCCAAAAUUGGAACCUAUUCGUGGCAGAAAGAUGUAUAGCAGAGCGCUUAUGUUGGAAUUUAAGAUCAAUCCUGACGGCCAAAAUAGAAAUCGAGGCACAGCUCCUGGCCGUGUAAUUAACCUCAAUGCUAAUAUGGCCCCAGUCAAAGGUGUAGAGGGUGCUUUUAAACCCGGAUACCUAAAGGCGGCCAAAGGCGACGUGGAAGCUGAUACAAGCAAAUUAUUACGUCGGAAGAUCAAUAUUAUCCUUAAUCGGCUAACGGAUUCUAAUAUGUUAGAUAUACAUAAAGAGAUUAUCGAACUUUGUAUCAAAAGCCAAGAAGAGUUGGAUAUACUUGCAAGUUUAGUUUUCGAGAAGGCCAUUGGUCAAGCGAAGUUUUGCAAGCUAUUCGCCAAACUGGCACGCCGGCUCAAAGACGUGUGUAUUGAGAUAGAAAAGAAAACGAAUGACGAGCUCAAUGCCAAGAUCGAAGCUGCUCAGGAUUCUAGUGUUAAAAAGAUGCUUGAGGCUGAGAGGGAAAAUUUAGUUAACAAGAAGCGAGAUGCCUACAUGUGCAAUAUGCAAUUUGUCGGUGAGCUCUACCUCAUUGGAUUUAUACCUGACAGAAGUGUCCGAUGCUCUCUUCAUAACUUCUUUGAACAUAUGAGCGAGACUAUGUUUGAAGCGUUCCUGGUUUUUGUCUCUACUAUUGGACCUCGUUUUGACGAAACUUCCAAGGAUUAUCUUACUGAGAUAAUGAACAAGGUGGAGCGUAUUAUUAAGAACAUCAAAAUUAGCUCACAUCUUCACUUCAGAUUAAAAGAACUCAAGGAAUUGCGCGCUAGAGGUUGGCAGGAAGAAUUUAAUCGGCCGCUUGAUUCCCUGCAUUCGUCUAAUCAGUCUGAUCAAGUUGUCUCUCGUAGAGCCAGUCAUGUAGAGAAAACUCCUUUGAAGCAGCCUCUUUCCGAAUCUACAGGUAGGUUUAAUCCAUUUUCAUUAUUAUUUCAUGAAACAAACAAUAUGCUUAUCUUUUUUCAUUUAUAA